Messenger RNA from Vicia villosa (hairy vetch), 3063 nucleotides. RefSeq lists its product as uncharacterized. NCBI's taxonomy places the organism in Eukaryota, Viridiplantae, Streptophyta, Magnoliopsida, Fabales, Fabaceae. The record is from RefSeq and is a predicted model, not a curated record. The transcript has 3 exons. Bases 1 to 3063 code for a protein of 1020 amino acids. Gene Ontology annotation, molecular function: catalytic activity.
AUGAUAAGAAAUAAACUAGGAUUCAAAGGAGACUACAUUGACAACUAUAGUCAUCAUGGUAAUGGUAGAUCGUGGGUUGAAUGGAAUCCUAACAAAGUAAGUGUGAGGUAUGUUAGUAGCUCGAGCCAGUUUAUACAUUGUGGAGUAUAUGCUCUUGAUGGAAGUUUUAACUAUUGGUUGACUGCCAUUUAUGCACAUAAUGAUUUGGCACAAAGAAAGAAACUGUGGAAGGAUCUUGAGGAUAUUCAUAAGAGUCAAACUGGACCUUGGUGUACUGUUGGUGAUUUCAAUAAUGUGAUGUCAAGCCAAGAUAGAGUUGGUGGUAAUAUAGUAACUGAAUCAGAAUAUGAGGAUCUUCAUGUCAUGGUGGAAAACACAGGGCUAGGAGAAAUGGAUAGCAAAGGUGAAUUUUACACAUGGACAAAUAAGCAAGCUAAUAACCCCAUCUACUCUCGGAUUGAUAGGCUAUUGGCUAAUGCUGACUGGUUCCACACUUACCAUCAAGCUACACUUACCAUCCUUCCCCCUCAUGUCUCAGAUCAUGCAAUCUUGUACCUGCAAAUGCCUACAGAACCUAGGGGUAAGAAACAAUUCAGAUUCAAUAAUUGCUGGGUUGAAACUAGAGGCUAUGCUGAUUGUGUGGAAAGAAGCUGGAAUCUGCCUGCUAGGGGCCCUCCUAUGCAGAAACUUUGGUUCAAAUUGGAGAGGUUGAAACCUGAGCUACUGAAGCUGCAGAAGCACACUAAUGAUAUUCAGAAUAACAAGAUUAAGGCUAGAGAUUUGCUGGACCAGGCCUAUGAGCAGCUUAGAAACCACAAUAUGGAUCCCACCACUAUUGCCUUGGUCAAGAGCAGGACUGAAGAAGUUCUUUAUUGGAAUGAGAUGGAGGAAACUAUGCUUCAGCAAAGGACUAAAAUUGACUGGAUAAGGCUAGGAGAUGGAAAUAAUGCUUAUUUCCAUGCCUGCCUUAAAGCCAAACAGGGUGCCCAAAGAAUAAAUACUGUUCAAAGAGAGGAUGGUGCUAUCCUCACUACUCAAGAGGAUAUUACUCAGGAGGUCCAUGGUUUCUAUCAGAAUCUUAUGGGGAAGGAAAACACAGGACUCCACCAGGUGGACAUUGAAGCACUCAGAGCUGGUAGCCAACUUGAUCAGGAUCAGAGAGAGCCUUGUAUUGGUGAUUUGAAAUCUCCUGGUGUGGAUGGCUAUGGAGCUAAGUUCUUCAAAUCAUGUUGGCAUAUCAUCAAGGCAGAUGUGGUUAUGGCAGUGCAGGAGUUCUUUGAACAUGAGAGACUUUUCUUGCCAUUUAAUCAAACUGUGGUUACACUGGUGCCAAAAACCAAAGAGGCAGCUUUCAUCCCUGGACAGAUUAUUCAUCAUCAUAUCAUGCUAGCUUAUGAAUUGAUCAAAGGCUAUAGUAGAAAAGGUGGAGCUCCAAGGGCAAUGAUACAAUUAGACCUUCAAAAGGCCUAUGACAUGGUUGACUGGCAUGCCUUGGAAACUGUUUUGAAAGAAUUGGAAAUACCUUGUAGGUUUGUCAACUGGCUUAUGAUUGUGGUGAGGACAGUCACUUAUAGAUUCAGGGUCAAUGGCAGCUUAACCACUGAGAUGCAGGCAAAAAGAGGAGUGAGGCAAGGAGACCCCAUAUCUCCACUCCUCUUUGUGGUAAUGAUGGAGUACCUGAACAGAUUGAUGACCAAAAUGCAAAAGGAUCCAAAUUUCAAGCACCAUCCAAAGUGUAAAAAAUUGGGGAUCACACAUCUCUCAUUUGCAGAUGAUGUGCUCAUGUUUUGUAGGGGAGAGUUUGAUUCUGUGGAAACAAUGAUGAAUAGCUUACAUACUUUUGCUGACACAACUGGGCUGAUUGUGAAUCCAAGGAAAUGUAAAGUGUUCUUUGGUGGAGUGGAUGAUCAUACAAAGAGGAGAAUUACUGCACUCACAUCCUUUGAAGAAGGGAAGCUCCCAUUCAGAUAUCUAGGAGUUCCUCUAACCACAAGAAAACUGAAUAUAAAGCACUAUCUUCCACUCAUUGACAAAAUUCUGGCUAAGGUGAAUCACUGGUCCUCUAGACUUUUGAGUAUGGCAGGUAGAAUCCAGCUUGUCAGAACCACUACCACUGCUAUUGCACAAUUUUGGAUGCAUUGUCUUCCCCUUCCAAAGACAGUCAUAAGGAAGAUAGAUGGGAUUUGUAGAAGCUUUGUUUGGACUGGGAAAGCAAUUGUCAGCAAGAAAAGUCCCAUUGCUUGGGAGUCAGUCUGCAAGCCAAAGAACAUGGGAGGUAUGAACAUCUUUAACCUUUCUCUAUGGAAUGAUGUAGCUCUGUUGAAAUGCUUGUGGAAUCUGAGUUUAAAGGCUGAUAACCUGUGGGUCAAAUGGGUGCAUACUCAUUACCUAAAGAAGGAAACAUUAAUGGAGGUGGAUAUUAGGAAUAGCUGCUCAUGGGUGAUAAAGAAAAUUCUGAGAUUGAGAGAGCAGCUUCCUAAUUUGCAGCCUACAUGGGAUCUCAUGAUUCAAAAGAGGAAAUUUUGUAUGCAUAGUGUGUAUGUCAAGAUGAUGGAGGCUGAAAGGGUGCCUUGGCGUUACUUAAUUCAGGAUAACUGUGUGAGACCUAGAGCUAUCACCCUCACUUGGAUGGCAUGCCAUGGAAGAUUAAGCACGAAGGAUAGACUGAGAAAACUGGGCUUCAUCACUGAUCGUGUGUGCAGUUUGUGUAAUGCUGAUGAUGAGACUCAUGAUCACCUUAUGUUUGGCUGCAGUGUUGCGAAGGGGAUCUGGAAUCAUGUACUCCACUGGCUGGGCAUUAAACACGAUCCUCAACCUUGGUCCAUGGAGAUUGACUGGCUCAUUCGUAUGAUUGGUAAGAAAGGAUGGCGGUUUAGAGUCCUAAAGAUUGCUCUAGCCGAGACAGUUUAUGAAGUUUGGCACUAUCGGAAUGAUAUAGUUUUUAGAGGAAAUACACAUAGAAGCAAUAGUAUAGAUAUUGCUAAUAGAAUCAUAGAGAAAGUGAUAUAUAGAGGGUGGUAUUCACCCAAAUUAAGAAAGCAAAUAGCUACCUUAAUGUGUUAA